UGUAAAAAUCUUACAAAAGUGUUACCACCGAUUUUAUGAAAACUAUAUAAAAUUUGUCAAAAAAAAAAUACAAAUAACGUUGUUAAAAUCAAAAUAAUACAUUGUUCCAAAUAAAACCCAAGGUUUUCAACAAUCCCAUGAUUUAUACAAUAUGGGAUCACUCAAAGUGGCAGUAAUCGGUGGUGGUGUAGCCGGUAUGAUUUCAGCACGAGAGCUCCAUAGAGAAGGUCACCGGGUCACCAUCUUCGAGAAAUCUGAGAAACUCGGUGGGUUAUGGGUGUACGACCCACGAGUUGAAUCCGAUCCACUCAGUCACAAAUUGGUUCAUAGCAGUGUUUACUUCUCUCUCCGUACAAACCUUCCCCGGGUUCUGAUGAGUUUUUCCGACUUCUCGUUUGAGCAGAGAGAAUAUGGAGAUCCCAGAGAUUUCCCAGGUCAUCAAGAAAUGGUUGCGUUUUUGAAUGAUUUCGCAACUCGGUUUGGAAUCCAUAGCUUAGCCCGUUUUAACUCGGAAGUUGUCCGAGUUGAACGAGUUGAUGAAAGGGUAGAUGAAUGGGUGGUUGAGUGGAGAAAGAUGGGCGAAGUUAAGAGAGGGGUACAAUUGGAACAAGAGAAUUUUCAUGCUGUGGUAGUUGCAAACGGUCAUUGUAGUGUGCCACGUGUUGCUGACAUACCAGGAAUUGAGAAAUGGCCAGGAAAACAGAUACACAGCCACAAUUACAGAGUUCCUGAACCAUUUAAGGAUGAGGUCGUAGUUAUCAUUGGGAAUGGGGCUAGUGCACUCGAUAUAUCACAUGAUAUUUCAAAGUUUGCUAAGGAGGUUCAUCUAUCUUCAAGAUCACCUGACGUAAAAUUUUCAAUACUUAACCACUGUUGUAAUAAUUUAUGGCAGCAUUCUGCAAUAAAUAUGGCUAAGGAAGAUGGUACGAUAGAUUUUGAGGAUGGAUCAUCCAUUGUAGCCAACAUUAUCAUGCAUUGCACUGGAUAUAAAUAUGAGUUGCCAUUUCUUAAGACGAAUGGAAUCGUAAGUAUUGAUGAUAAUUGCGUUGGACCAUUAUACAAGCAUGUAUUCCCCCCUAAACUUGCUCCUUGGCUUUCUUUUGUUGGGUUACCUCAAAAGACUAUAAUUUUUGAGAUGUUGGAACUACAAUCAAAGUGGAUUGCAAGAGUACUAUCGACAAAAGUAGCUCUACCAUCUAAGGAGGAGAUGAUGGCAGACGUGCAAGAAUAUUAUCAGCAAAUGACGACAUUAGGAUUGCCUAAACAUCUCACUCAUUAUCUGCAGAAUUUUGAGGAGUACUUGGAUUGGUUAGCGGCUCAAGUUGGAACUUCAUCAUUGCAAUGGAGAAAAGAGCUUUACAAGGAGACAGUUAAGCGCUUGCUAAACAAUGACAAUGGAUAUAGAGAUGAUCCUAGGCUUUUAAACAGAAAUAAACUAUACUGAAAGAUAUAAAAGAUCAUACCUUUUAUACAAAGAUGAGUGCAUUGAAGACAACAUUAGCUUUCGCGGCGGGAACAGUUUGUGGUGUGAUUUUGGCCAAUAAUUGUAAUUUGGAGAACUUCAAGAAGGCACGAGAGAAAUGCCCUUUGAAGACCAAACAACAACAAAUGGAGGAAGCCAAAGAUCAAGUUACUACAACUGUAUGGAAAACUAAAUAAUCUUUCGUUUCUUUCGCAGCAACUAUUUUUCUUAUAUAUAGUUUCAAGCACAUCUAAGCUAGUAAUUAAUACCAAUAACUAAAGGGCCAAAGCCAGCGCCAGCAGCAGCACAAACUAAAUCCAAAUGGCGUGAUUUUGUGAUAAAUGAUUCUUUUUGAGUGGAGAGUUAUGAUCUCUUUGACAAA
This is a messenger RNA of Amaranthus tricolor (Joseph's coat), 1844 nucleotides long. RefSeq names its product flavin-containing monooxygenase FMO GS-OX5-like. Gene Ontology annotation, molecular function: N,N-dimethylaniline monooxygenase activity; flavin adenine dinucleotide binding; NADP binding. The coding region runs from base 152 to 1444 and encodes 430 amino acids. Lineage: Eukaryota; Viridiplantae; Streptophyta; Magnoliopsida; Caryophyllales; Amaranthaceae. The record is from RefSeq and is a predicted model, not a curated record. The transcript is spliced from 8 exons.